AUGCCUCCAGCUCCACCAGCCACAGAUAAACCUUUGAUGCCGCAAGCAUCUACUACUGGAUUGGCGUAUCGACUCAAGAAUUCUACCAAUACACUAUUUCCUUCUUCGAGCACAGCUAGAGGAUCCAAGAGGUCUACCAAUAAGAUCAACUACGCGGAGGAUUUCGAAUAUGACUUUGAAGAGGACAACCCAAAAGAGGACGAGGAUUAUGUGGACGAUCGCACAGGAAACUUCUACGGGGGCUAUUUCAACUCACAACAAGUAAAUCUAUCGAAAUUCCAGGGCAAGCCUGCACCGACGAACAGGCAGAAGACUGUUUUCACGGAGUUUGCGCUGCUGACGAACCUAUCUGUAGCGGAACAGAAUGUCCCACUAAGAAUCAAGGUGGACACGAAUGGUGUUUCAGUGAGGGACCUCCUCAUAUGGAACAUAAACGAGAAGUUGAUAACUCCCGAGCUAUUUGCAUCAGUAAUGUGCGAAGAUUUGGAUCUUCCGAAGUCGGUGGAAAAUUCAUUGGUAAGCCAAAUUGAAGACCAACUAAAAGGGUAUCGGGAACUUAUGGCAACUCCAAUUCCUUUACUACAACAGGAGAAAGAAUUUCACGUUAUAUUGGAUCUUUCUAUAAACUUGGGUGAACAAUUCUAUUCGGAUAGAAUCGAGUGGAAUCUUUUGGAUAGUUUAGUGACACCAGAGAUGUUUGCGGAAAAUGUUGUGGAGGAUAUGGGUCUGUCACGAGAAUUCGUUAACGCUAUAGCCUUUUCAAUCUAUGAUGAGUUGAUGAAAAUUAGAAGAGAUCUCAUUGAGAACCCUCAGCAGAUUCCACAGUAUGCAGACUCUUUACCAUUCUACAAUCACGUUUAUCAGCCACCAGACACAGAUAAUUUUGCCAUGUUUAGACUUCAGGGAUUAAGGUACGAGUUGAAAAAGCAGGGUGAGGAGUUCAGUCCAAGAUUGGAGAAUCUAACAGAAUGGGAGAUCGAAAGAAGAGAAACCGAAAAGGAGAGAAACAUGAGAAGAAGAAAGAGAGAAACAUUGCGUAAAGUGGUGAGUGGAACUUUCGCUGGAGGAGAUAGGGCCCCAAAGAGACGGUACGAUGAAAUAGAAGGUACCUGGAAGAGUUAG
Molecule: messenger RNA, 1122 nt
Organism: Brettanomyces nanus
Lineage: Eukaryota; Fungi; Ascomycota; Pichiomycetes; Pichiales; Pichiaceae
Exons: 1
Coding region: 1-1122 (373 amino acids)
Biological process (GO): chromatin remodeling; regulation of transcription by RNA polymerase II
Cellular component (GO): RSC-type complex; nuclear chromosome; nucleus
Molecular function (GO): transcription coregulator activity
Source: RefSeq, a predicted model, not a curated record